AUGAAUCUAAUGCAAUUAGCCAAAAAGUUUCCUCAAAUUCCUCAACACGAAAUACUUAAAAUCACCUCUCAAUUCAAUCAAAUAGACAUUGAUGGUAGCGGUGCACUUGAACAAAAAGAAAUUUUAAAAGCUUUACAAGACAUAGGUGAAGACAAUUCAUACGACGAGAUAAGAGCAACUUUAAAAGAAAUCGACUUAAGUUCUACGGGAAAAGUUGAGCUUGAAGAAUUUGUUGAAUUAAUUUCAAAACUAAGAUCAGGGCGUAAUAAAAGUGCAUUUGCAGUUAACAAACAUAAAAUCACCGUUCAUGGAUCAAGUCAAAAUGUUUCACAUACAAUAAAUGAGGAUGAAAGAACUGAAUUCACAAGACAUAUGAACCAAACAUUAUCUGGAGAUCCAGAUCUUGCUGAUAAAUUGCCAAUUAACAUCUCAAAUAUGCAAUUAUUUGAUGAAUGCAGAGUACCUGAUACAAUUGAUGAACGUGUACUUAAUGUUUUUAAAAAAGGAAAGAAAAUCAAUAAGUUUCAAAUGAUUGAAAAUAAUAAUUUAGUAAUUUUUUCAGCAAAAGGAAUCGGUUGUAAUGUUGUAAAUAUUGGUUCAGCUGAUUUAAUUGAAGGCAGAGAACAUUUAAUUUUGGGUCUUAUUUGGCAAAUCAUUAAGAUUGGUUUAUUGAAUAAAAUUGAUAUAAAGCUUCAUCCUGAAUUAUAUCGUCUUCUGGAAGAUGAUGAAACUUUGGAACAAUUUUUAAAAUUACCUCCUGAUCAAAUUUUAUUGAGAUGGUUCAAUUAUCAUUUAAAAGCUGCUAAAUGGCAACGUCGAGUCCAAAAUUUUAGUAAAGAUGUAUCUGAUGGUGAAAAUUAUACUGUUCUUUUAAAUCAACUAGCUCCUGAUAUUUGUUCACGAGAUCCUUUAAAAGAGCGAAAUCUUUUAGAACGUGCAGAAAAGAUUUUACAAAAUGCUGAAAAGCUAGGAUGUAGGAAAUAUCUUACACCAAGAGCUCUUGUUGCUGGCAACCCUAAAUUAAAUCUAGCUUUUGUGGCACAUUUAUUUAAUACUCAUCCAGGUCUUGCGCCACUUGAUGAAGAAGAAAAGGCCGAUCUUGAGGAAUUUGAUGAUAGUGAUGAUAGAGAAGCAAGAGUGUUUAGUUUAUGGUUAAAUAGCUUGGAUGUUACACCUGCUGUAAAUAAUUUGUAUGAAGAUCUCAAGGAUGGAUUAAUUAUUCUUCAAGCCUAUGAAAAGCUUAGGCCAGGGAUAGUUGAUUGGAAGAAAGCAAACAAAGCCAACAAUAAUAAUCUUUCAAGAUUUAAACAAGUGGAAAAUACCAAUUAUGCCAUAUUGAUUGGUAAAUCAUUGAAAUUCACACUUGUUAAUAUUCAAGGAGCAGAUAUUGUUGAUGGGACAAAAACUUUAAUUCUUGGUCUUGUUUGGCAAAUGAUGCGUUUAAAUAUAAUCCAAACUUUGAUAAGUUUAUCAAAAGAUGGACGUGAAAUAACAGAUGCAGAUUUAGUUAAAUGGGCAAAUGGAACAGUAAGACGUGGUGGGAAAACAACAAAGAUGAACAGCUUCAAAGAUUCAUCAUUGAGAAGUGGCAUCUUUUUGAUCGAUUUACUAAAUGGUAUAAGACCAGGAGUAGUAGAUUAUGGUUUGGUAACAAGAGGCACAUCUGAGGAUGAUGCAACAUUAAAUGCAAGGUAUUCAAUUUCUAUUGCAAGGAAAAUUGGCGCUACUAUUUUCCUAUUACCAGAAGAUAUUGUUGAAGUUAGACCUCGUUUGAUUCUCACAUUCAUUGGUAGUCUAAUGGCUUUAGAUAAUAAUCCAACAGUCAUUAAAUAA
Entrophospora candida is the source of this 1833-nucleotide messenger RNA. The record is from the annotation of a GenBank genome assembly. Lineage: Eukaryota; Fungi; Glomeromycota; Glomeromycetes; Entrophosporales; Entrophosporaceae.